Molecule: messenger RNA, 3250 nt
Organism: Dictyostelium purpureum
Lineage: Eukaryota; Evosea; Eumycetozoa; Dictyosteliales; Dictyosteliaceae
Exons: 1
Coding region: 1-3090 (1029 amino acids)
Molecular function (GO): protein binding
Source: RefSeq, a predicted model, not a curated record
AUGUUUCCUUCAAAUCUAUCAUCAACAUCAACACUAACAGCAGCUACUGCUAAUACAGCUAAUGUAUAUAUUAAUAAUAAUAAUAGUAAUAUUAGUAUAAGUAAUAAUAAUAAUAAUAAUAAUAAUAGUAUUUUAAUACAAAAUCAUAAUAUCUUUCUUCAACAACAACAACAGCAACAACAACAAAUAUUACAACAACAACAACAAAAUUUUAUAGAUAAAUUAAAUUUUAAAACUGGAAGAAUUCCAAAAUUAAAUUUAAAUAAAAUUAGUAAUAAUAUUAUGGCUACUCCAAAUAGUAACCAAAAUACACCAACUAAUCAAAAUACACCAACUCCAAAUCAGUUUAAUAACAACAUAACACCAAAUGGCACAGUUACCCCACAAUUUGUAAAUAUAUUCCAACAACAACAAAACCAACAACAAUAUUCACCAAAUACCUCCAAUGUACCAAUUGCACCAUUAAAUUUAAGUGGCACUUUAUCUCCAUCAAAAAAAAUAUGUAAAAUAUAUAGAGAUUUUUGUUUAAAAUAUAGUUGUUUACAAACAGUACAUUUAAGAUUAAACUCAUCCCAAGAAUUGAUAUCAAUUUCAGAAGCUUUAAAACAAAGACAUUCAAUUACCCAUUUAAAUCUUUCACACAAUAAAUCAAUAAAAGAAUUAGAAAGCUGGAUUGCUUUAGGUCUAGCCUUAAAAGCUCCAAACCAAACACUUAACCAACUAAAUCUUUCACACAACUCUUUGGGAACUGAUGGUCUCUCUUUAAUUAUUUCAGAUAUAAUCAAAACAAAUCGUUCUAUAAAUUGGAUAAAUCUCUCCCAUAACAAUCUCGACCAAGAUGAAAACCAUUCAAUUUUAGAAACCCUUCAAUACAAUCAAACCAUCACAUAUCUUGACCUUUCAAACAACGAAUAUCAACUUUCUUUAGAUGUAUCCCCUCGUCUUUGCUCCUAUAUUGAACGUUCCCAAUCUCUUACCCAUUUAAAUUUUUCUCACAAUAGUAAUAGACAUCCUCUAUCUGGUCUCCCAAGAGCUUUAUCAAUCAACCAAUCCCUUAGACAAAUUGAUAUAUCAUGUAUGACUAUUUUACCAUCCGAAUCAAUCGAUUUAUUAAAGGUUUUAAUUGGCUCUAAGUUUUUAACCUCAAUUAAUUUACAACAAGUUCUUCUUUCAAAUGUAAACGAAUCUUUUGGUGUUUGUAUAGUAAAUGCCCUUGCCAAAAGAUACAACGACUAUGACUUGGAAGACGAAAGUUGUAUUAGUUUUAUCGAUAGUACCAAUAGUAGUAGUAACAAUUUAAAUCCAUCCCAAACCACAGUUAUUGUUUCCAAUGGUAUCCAUAGUACAAAUACAAGUGAUAAUAUGAUUACCUUUUCACCAUCAUGUUCAUUCUCCUCUUCUAAAUCAUCAGUCGAUGAUGACGAAUUCUAUAUUGCACCACACAAUCCAAUUUUAACUUUAAAUUUAGAAGGUAUCAAUUUCGGUAAAAAGGCUUUAAAACCAUUCUUAAACAUUCUCACUAGAAAUCAAGACUUAACCUUUUUAGACCUUAGUUCAAGUCAACUCUCUGAAAGCAACGGUGAACUCUUGGCCGAAUUUAUUAAAAAGAACAACACUAUUCAAACUUUAAAUAUUUCAAACAAUGACCUAUAUGAAAAAACAAUCGAUAUUGCAGAUGCAUUACAAUCAAAUAAAUCAAUUACAAGCUUGAGUCUUUCAAAUACCAAAUCAUCGAACCUUAUUGGCAAAGUAUUGGCAAAGAGUCUUUGUGUUAAUCAUUAUAUCAAAAAACUCAACAUUUCCCACACAAAGAUUUCUCAUAGUGGUAUUAUAGAAUUGGCUCAAGGUUUAAAAGAAAAUAAAAUUCAUUUGGAGAAUUUAAUCCUCGAUGAUACCGACCUUCAAGAUAAAGGUGCUAGUGAAAUUGGUGAUGCUCUUAAAACAAAUCAAUAUUUGCAAACUCUUCAUCUUAACUUUAACUCUAUCAAUUCGUCUGGUGCCAAAUCUAUUGGAAAAGCCUUAAAAUAUAAUUCAUCUUUAAAGGUUUUACAAUUAGGCUAUAAUGAAAUCGGUGCUAAAGGCUUAGAAUCAAUUUCAAAAUCACUAAAGGUCAAUAAAACUCUUAUUGAACUCUCUGUAAAAAAUAAUUUAAUCCCUGAAAAGGGUGGUCUUGCUUUAACAGAGGCCUUAAAAGUAAAUCAAAAAUUAGAAUCCAUCAACUUCCGUGGUAACUUUUUGGGCAUUAAAGGUAGCGCUGCUCUUACUAAACUUUUAACAUCAAACCAAACCCUCACCUUUAUGGAUUUAUCACACAACAAUCUUGAAAAAUCGAUAACCCAUAAGGUUCACCAACUAUUAAAAAAGAAUCAAAUUACAAAUACUAUCAACCUUACCUCCCAAACCAAUCAACAACUAAGAGAACAACAACAAAUCCAACAACAAUUUAUCCAACAACAAGGUUCAUCAUGUGACGACCUAUCAAACUCUCCAACCCAAACAAGUACCCCAAGAACAUCAUCAUUUAAUUCUGCAAGAAGCGAUGAUGGCGGUAUUAUAUCCUCAACUGACUAUUACUUUGUUGAACUCAAUAGCUCCGGAGGCACAAAUUCUGAGAAUACCCCAACUACUCCACCACCACUCCAUCAUCAAUACUCUUUCUACCACUACUCUCCACACACACAAAGAAGUGCCGGAUCAUCUAAUAACUCCCCAACUGCAAUUAAUUUCUCAUCACCAUUUGGUCAUACAUCAUAUUCACAGCCAUCAACACCAAGAAACUUUAACCCAAUAACACCAACCUCUAUGAAUACACCAACUGCCAUUAGAUUCCCAUCACAAUCUCAAUUACCAAUUACCCCACGUGGAUCACAAUACCAAAUACAGCAACAACAUCAACAACAUCAACAAUUUCUUUCAUUCCACCAAUCACAAAUCCAACAACAACAACAAUUAAAUCGUCAACUACAACAACUAGAAUUACAAAACCAAGAAGUUAUUCAACUUUUACCUGUAUCACAUAAUAACUCUUCUAAAUUAGUUUCCCAAAUUAAAUCAAAUCAUUAUCCAAUCCCAUCGAAUCAAUUUAAUUAAAUCCUUUCUUUUCUUUUUUUUAUAUCCAAUUAAACAACAACUAUUUAUUAUUUAUUUAUUACACUAUUUAUUUAUUUAUUAAUAUCUAUUUAUUUAUUUAUUAAAUUAAUUGUAAAUAAAAAAAAUCUAUUGUUUUUUAUCUUUUUUUUAAUUAAAAAAA